Messenger RNA from Lactuca sativa (garden lettuce), 1849 nucleotides. RefSeq names its product putative 26S proteasome non-ATPase regulatory subunit 3. Gene Ontology annotation, biological process: regulation of protein catabolic process; ubiquitin-dependent protein catabolic process. Gene Ontology annotation, molecular function: enzyme regulator activity. Gene Ontology annotation, cellular component: proteasome complex; proteasome regulatory particle, lid subcomplex. NCBI's taxonomy places the organism in Eukaryota, Viridiplantae, Streptophyta, Magnoliopsida, Asterales, Asteraceae. The record is from RefSeq and is a predicted model, not a curated record.
AUUAAGCAUUGUUAGCGAUUGUUCUCAUUUGGAAAUUUUGAUUCAUGAUCUAGCAGGAUUUUAUUCUUUUGUAUUUGUGAUUGUCGAUUCUGUAUGGUGUGAUUCUGUAGCAAUUUACAGGAAAAAUGACGCAAGAUGUUGAUAUGAAAGAACAACAGGUUCCGGCGUCACCUUCGAGCUCUCUUGAAUCUAUGUCUCAUCGCGUUUUGCAGCAUUUUAAAAAAAGAGUUGUUGAACUGAUUGAGGGCGGAGCUUACACUGGUAAAGUUCGUUGGAUUUUGAGAGCCGUUAGCAUUACAAUCGUGUUAAGAUGGCGGUUAAAAGUUUCUGUGAUCUAUCCGUUCCUUAAUUUUGCCCUUACAACUGGAUCGGAAGCACACUCUCGUUUAAUUUCAUUUUUUCCAAAGGAUGAUGAUCAUGAGAUGGAAGUUGAUACUGCAUCAUCUGCAACUCAAGGUACUGUUAAUCACUCCCAUGAGAUGGAGAUCUACUGCUACUUCCUUGUGCUGAUAUUCCUAAUUGAUCAGAAAAAGUACACUGAGGCUAAGGCUUGUUCUUCAGCAGGCAUUGCCAGUUUGAAAAACUCGAACAGAAGAACAGUUGAUGUUCUGGCAUCCAGACUCUACUUCUAUUACUCUCUUUCUCAUGAACUUAGCAACAGUCUCUCUGAAAUUCGUGGUAAUCUCCUUGUUUUGCACCGGGUUGCUAGGUUGCAUCAUGAUGAAUUGGGGCAGGAAAGACUCCUAAACUUGAUACUUCACAACUACCUUCAUUACAAUUUGUAUGAUCAAGCAGAGAAGUUUAGAUCAAAGGCACCACCUUUUGAAGGUCAUUCAAAUCGCCAGUUUUGUCGUUACCUGUUUAAGCAGAAAGGAAUCUCUUCUCCAAGCUGCCCGAAAAGCCCCUGUGGAGAGAUCCCUUGGUUUCCGGGUCCAAUGCAACAAGUGGGCCAUCAUUGUUCGCUACUUCUUGGAGAGAUUCCUGAACGAACCCUUUUUAAGCAGAAAGGCAUGAAGAAUGCAUUGAGGCCUUACUUUGACCUCACAAAUGCGGUUAGAAUUGGAGAUCUGGAACUAUUGAAAACUGUCGCCGAGAAAUUCUCCACCACUUUCACCUCCGACCGAACCAACAACUUAAUCGUAAGACUCCGCCACAACGUCAUAAGAAACAGACUCCGCCACAUCAGCAUCGCAUACUCGCGUAUCUCCCUUGCUGACGUGGCAACCAAGCUCCGACUGAACCCAUUAAUUGCUGAUGUGGAGAGCAUCGUGUCAAAAGCCAUCCGUGAUGGUGCCAUCGAUGCCAUGUUGGAUCAUGCAAACGGGUGGAUGGUUUCUAAGGAAACGGGAGACAUCUAUUCAACAAACGAACCACAAAUUGCUUUCAAUUCUAGAAUUGCCUUCUGCUUGAAUAUGCAUAAUCUGGCUGUACGUUCCCUUCGCUUCCCGCCAAAUUAUCAUAAGGAGCAACAGGUCGAUAGCGAUAGCGAUAGCGAUACAUCCGAUGAAGAAUAUGAUGACGAAUAUUGAUUUGCUUGUAAUACUCCAUCUCAACGUUUUUACUUUUAUACUAAAACUAAAACUAAAUCUGAACUGAUGAUAGAACAGGAAUUGAAUGAUUGAACUGGAAAAAGAAAAAGAUUAGUUCAAGGAUAUACUAACCUAGGCUACUAGCAUUGACCUAACCUAUCUAACAGAAAAUGACCUUAUUGCCCUCACUAACUUUACUUUAGCCGCAACCUAAAGAAAUACACCCAAGACUCGAGCAACAUCUAUUCUUAUUAGAAUAUUAUGUUUUGAAAAAGGUACCCGUUAACAUAAAUAAAAAAUUGUUUUAUAUUUAGAUAACA